This is a messenger RNA of Aphis gossypii (cotton aphid), 14154 nucleotides long. RefSeq names its product inactive tyrosine-protein kinase 7-like. Gene Ontology annotation, cellular component: neuron projection membrane. The record is from RefSeq and is a predicted model, not a curated record. NCBI's taxonomy places the organism in Eukaryota, Metazoa, Arthropoda, Insecta, Hemiptera, Aphididae. The coding region runs from base 466 to 1401 and encodes 311 amino acids. Gene Ontology annotation, biological process: synapse organization. The transcript is spliced from 5 exons.
GGUGACCACGGUGGAAUAUUUAAGUGUUGUUUUUAGCGUUCGGAGGUCGCGAACCGGAGCGCAGAAUCGAGAAACUAUCCCACGUUCGGGCGGCGUCAAACGCAGAGACCGGCAUAGUCGGCUAGUGAAUCACAAAUCUCCGUAGAGUGUGUAACGGCCGUCGUUGCAGUUGCGAUUUUCCGUUCGUUACCGAGUAAAAAAAAAUAAUAAAUAGAAAUAUUAGUUUUAUCAUAUUGUCAGUGCGGAAUGCGGGUUAGUACUGAAAAAUAAAAUAAUAUAAUAAUAUUCCGUACCCAUUUGCAUUUCUCGUUUAUUUCGUUUUAAAACAUGUAAACAAACUUAUCAGUAAUGUAAUUUUUUUUCAUCCUCGUACAUUUUUAUCAUUAUUUCGGCAUGGCGGAAUUUCUGUUGAACGUCAUACGUCCGGAUUAAAAACAAAAAAAUAAUAAAUAAGGAUCAUACGACAUGUGUACAGUGACUGGCGGAUUUCUACAGUUAAGCGCUUUGUGCUUUUGGAUAAUCGCUAUAACCAAUUGCCAAGGCAAACUGGCGACGUACACACAGAGACCGCCACCGUCUUCGACGCCGCCGUCGGCGCUGCAUCAGGCCGACCGCACGUCCUCCACCCCCGGGAACGGUACCGACCAGCUGUACCCGUUUUUCGAUUACUACGUGCCCCGCAACAUCACGACUACGAUUGGACAGAGCGCAUUUCUCCACUGCCGGACGGAAAACUUGAACGACAAAUCGGUAUCGUGGAUGCGGAAGAGAGAUCUACACAUACUGACGGCAGGAGUGCUGACUUACACCAGUGACCAGAGAUUCCAAGUCAUCCAUCCGGAUAACUCGGACAAUUGGACCCUACUGAUUAAAUUUGCUCAACCGAGAGACGCCGGAAUCUAUGAAUGCCAAGUAAAUACCGAACCUAAAAUGAGUUUGGCAUUCCAGCUCAACGUCGUAGAGAUGAGGGCCAGGAUUUGCGGGCAGCAGGAGCUGUACGUCAAGGAGGACAGCGAGGUGAGCAUGCGGUGUGAGCUGAGCCAGGGCCCACACGACCUGGGAACCAUAUUCUGGUACCUGGGUAACGUACCCGUGUACACGGACCAGACAAGCCUACAGUCAAUCCGACAGCCGAGGGUCAGCGUUCACACCGAAUGGGUGGACGGACUCAAAAGCACGCUGCAUAUAGCCCGAGCCAAGCUCACAGACUCCGGAAAUUACACGUGUAUGCCCACGUUUGGACAAUCAGCAACCAUCAACGUACACGUGGUCAACGGCGAACACCCUGCAGCCAUGCAGCACGGCAACCGGAGUGCGGUCAGCGGCCAGAUGACCGUGCACGUUCUAGCCCUGGUCAGCCUGGUCAUAAUGCUGUCCAAUCCUGUGCUGUUUGGACACUGAGGAAAGCAAACCGAGGAUGGCGGGGAUAUGAUGGCGGCACCGCCGUCUCGUCCUGACCUCUCCUUCGACCCCCAAGCACCCACAUACACCCGCUCUCACCGCCAUCCAGGCACGGUACGCCGCGAAAUCUUAUUUUCCUUCGUCAGCCCCGGAACGAGUAGGACGACAACCGACUUAACAGACGCGGACGGUGUUUCUCUUCUCUUAUACAUAUUACACUAUACAAUAUACAUACAUAUAAUGCAUAAUAUAUAUAUAUUUAUAUAACGCUAUAAAUAUAAACACUUCACGCGUUUAUAAUAUUAUUAUAUCCAUCGUGAUAUUUUUGGAAAUAAAAAAAUUGUAAAAUUGUAAAAUAAAUUAUCGCCCCGAAGACGUGUCGCACGUCAAUCGAACGAGCGGGUGACCGUUAUGUUGUGAGGAGGUUGUUGGGGACGGGAAGCCAGCUGAAGUCCGGUUUAACUAUUAUUAUCGAUUUUUAAAUUUUUUUCGACAAUUCGUCCCUAAGGAUGGUUGAUACAGAUAAAAUAAGAUGAUCCAUUUAACGUAAGACAUACGUUUUUUAAGAAAAAUAAAUAAAAUUUUUGAAAAAUUUAUUUUACAUAAUUUUAAGUCAUUAUAAAAUAAUUAUUAUUUUAUCAUUCUUAAGUUUUUUGAUGUUUUGAAUAACAACAUAUAUUUUUAAUUUUUUUUUCCAAAGAAAAAUAUUAUUCAGAGUAUUUCGAUCUAUGAAAAUUUCGGACAAAUAGUUUAUUAUAGUUGUAAGUAUUUAAAAUGUAUACGAACAGAAUAGUGUACCGACAUUAGUACAUAGAAAGAUUCUUGUACCAUCGCACUCCACUCCACUCAUUUAAGUUUAAAAUAUUUAUAACUCAUAAACCAUUCGUCUGAAAUUCGAUUUUUGUACUUCGAAGUACUAAAAAAAUAUAUUAUUCUUUGGAAUAAAGCAUUAAAAAUGCAUGUUGUGUCGUUAAACGAGUGAAAAAUAAGAAACAAUUUUUACGAUAAAAAAAUUAUAUUUUAAAAACAUGUUGUUUUUAGCGAGUUAAAAUAAUGUAAAAAAAAAAUGUUCAAAAACGAUUGUUUUUAGUUUUUUACUUAAUGAAUGUCGUACUUAAAUGGAUCACUCGAUAUAUAAUACAAAAAUCCUCUACUGACGAUCAUAUUAUACGUAUGGACGGACGAUACCGUAUCACGGAGUGCACAGCUGGCUCAUUUGGAGUCGACCAGAUUUUGGACGAUCGUCGUUUAUUCACCGAUCAUCGAAUUCGAAAUAUAGCUUAUAGACCAUUUCAUUCGUCGAGCGAUAACAAUUACACGUUACACCUAUUUAUAAAUACGACAUCAACAAGGGACAUGCCUCUUUAUCGAUUGUUCAAUGUAUAUUAUUAUUAUUCGAUUUUGCUAAAUGUAUUUUUCUGUAUUAUCGUGGUAAGGGGCUGAAUACCGAUAUUCGGAUGUAUGUAAUAGAUAUAGGUUCAUAUAAGUAUGUAAAAAAAAUAUCUUAAAACGCAAGUAAUAAUGUAUUGUUUCUUCUUCAUCCGUUUGAUUCGAAACGAAAAUACAAACAUAAUCAUUUUCUUUCUCUGGGUACAUUAUAUUAUACAUAUAGGUACGCAAACACAUCAAGUCAAGUAUACAUACGUACACAAACACUACAUUCUGUCGGAUCGGAGGUCAAACAAUUUUUCAUAGUUUUUCGUGUUUCAUUUUUUAUUACCGUCAAACAACAAAGCGGAGAAAAUAUUCCUUUUAUCGCACCCGCGUGAUUUCAACCUUAAACGUCGUCCGCGCCCACGCAACGUGCGAUACCGUCACCGUAAUUUUUUUAUUAUCAUAACUAUUAUUAUAUUACGAAACGUCCAAUGAAAUUAUAAAAUAUAUACUCACCGCCGUCGACAUAUGGUUAUGAGUUUGAAUGCGUUUUGAGCGACUUUUUUAGAUAAAAAAAAUCCCGAAAACCUCUAACGGAACGGUUUUAUUUUUUCAGUUUAUCGCUAACCGUUAAUUGGUUUGACGUAGACGCAUUUUCCUCGUAAAUAUAUUACAUAAUACCUCUACUAUCGUACCGAGGUUAAAUUACCGUCAAUACGCAAUAUGACAAACGUAUAAGCGAUAUUGUAUUUGACAGGGUAGUAGAUUAGAAUAACGAUUUUAGCGAGAAAAAAAUAUAAUUCUUCGAAAAAUAUCACUAAUUUUUCUUUCUUGUUAAUAAAUGAAAAUCAUUUAAUAAUGCAUGAAAGUGCCUAUGACCUGUGCCAUCGUCUUAACUCUAAAGAAGAAAAACUUAUUUUCAUUUUAUUAAUCAAAAAAGUUUUGUACUUUUUAACACGACGAAAAUGAAUUUGUUAUGUGCGAUGUACUAAUAAUUAAACGGCUAAAAUUUAAAAUCGAUAGACGUUUUCAACAGUUCACUGUGUCAAAAUUAACAGGAACAAAAUAUUUAAAAAAAAAAACGUUUAAUGACUAAUAAAAUAGGGGACGAACAAAGUGGUACAAAAAUCGACAAAUAUAUUAUUACCAAUGCGUAGGUAUAGCGAGCGUUCUCGAAUGACUAAUAAAUCGAUUUAGGUAUGGAGAAAAUCAAAAACGAACGCGAAAAAUAAAUUUUCAAUGUAUAGAUAAAUCUCAAAUCGUUUUGAUAUAACCACACAAUAACCCAAAUCUACUUAAACGAGUAGGUAUUUUGCUAUUGUAACCACGUCCGAAUCGAGUCGACUUAUUCACCUGCAAGCUCUUUGGGUGCGUACAAUUACAUAAAAAAAACCGUGUACGGACAACAGAUUUCUAUUUCAUAUUACCCGACGUAUAAAUAUAAUAACGUCGAUGUUCAAAACCAUCACAAAUUCACAACGGUUAGCUUUAUUGUUAAUAACGCGGUCUGGCGAUACUACAGUGCGCGAGGGUAGUUCGUGAAAUAGGACGCUGCACACGUCCGACCCGAGUUUAUAUACCGUACAUUUUAUACGUAGAUCAGUGGCGACUCGCCUGCACAAGAGCAUGUGGAAUACCCCGAAAAAUUGCAUAAAACAUUAUUAGAUUUCUAUAUCUGAUUUAUGAUACCUAAUCGGUUUUUAUGCGAACAAUCAGUAAAUAAUAUGAAAAUUGACGAUUUAAAAAAGAGAAAAGUUUUCGCUGUUUUUCGUAUUGACAGAUGUGUCUAUUAACGAUUAAAAACCAAAUUCCCUAUGCUCUGGGCGGAUAUACUAAUACCAGUUACAUGCGUCGACACGUCGGCUAGCAAAACAUGUUUUUUUGAAGCUCAUUUAAUGUUAGCACCGGAAUGUUUUUAUCGUGCCACGAUGUCACGUCGGCUGUCGGAACAAUAAUGCGUUAUUGCGUAUAACCGUUCAUGCUUUGCUAUUGGUCAUUUUACUAUUUAAUUUCAUCAUUUCGCCACCGAAUCGCAGACUAAAUCGUAUACCUACCUACUGCUACUAUUACUAUUACUACUACUCCUACUCUACUACUACUACUACUGCUACUACUGUGAUUUAUGAUGAAUAAUGAUAUUUUAUGUACACACAUCUAAAAUAAUAGACCGUUAAAAACACAUAAAUGUAGUAUAUCAUACACACACAAAGUGAUUGUUUUAUUUUUGUCAUGGACCAGACGCCGUGCGAAUUCGUUUAUUUGUUUACCAACUUUUAAGUGUAAACGCGUUUAAGUUAUGAAAUAAUAAAUACAUGGCGAACACCGUGUGGUUGUUAAAAUAUAAAAGUGCUAAAAACGCACCCGGACAAGGUGUGGCCCGGUUUGUGAUAAAAUCAAUAAUCACCCUGUACAUAUAUACAUCCAUUAGCCACCACAUGCAGUAUAGUUUAUAUAUUAUACACUCGACGUUCACGACAUAUAAUAAUAAUAGGUAAUAUGCGUUAAAAUUUAAUGAACCGAAAGAAUUCGAUUUACGGUCGCGACUUUAUACAGCAGGUACCACACACCCCCUUCGGAUACAUUAUGCUUAGCGUAUACGUAUAACAUCUACGGCUAAAAAUCAAUUACCUGAUAACCGAAUGUGUUCCCACUGACGUAUACACAAUGGUGCAGCGAUGAUGAUGAUGAUGAUGAUAAUAAUAGUAAUAAAAUAGGUUUAUUACGGUGCAUUUUUACUAAAAAGCCGUUUUUUAGCGCCGAGAUACAAAGACGUCACCGGACCGAUCUAACUAAAUAUUACAAUCGGUUAUGCAAUAAAUUUGCCUUUAGUAUACAUAUAUAUUUGUAAUCCAAAUAUCAUUGUUACAUUUAUGUUUGUUUUAACCGAGAGUGUUCGGGAAAAACGAUAACGUUUCAAUAGUCAUCGCGCACGCGAUAGAUUCGUACUUCGUGUGUCGUUUUAAUCGUUAAAUCGUAAUAAUAAAUUACAAAAAACCGUUUAAAGAUAAUUUUCCAAUAAUAAACACUAUCCUAAAUAUGUACAAAUGGAUAAUUCAACAAACAUUCUGACUCCUAUUUUUUUUUCAUUUAAUAAUGAAUUUAAUUAAAUAUUGUAGAAAUUUAAAAUAUACCUUCUCAAACGCAAUAUUUUCAAAUUCUUGAGCUUUUUUGAAAUACUUUAAGAUAAUUCUGUAACAGUACAAAAUUCUGUUUUUAAAAUUAGAACACUCUUUUAUUACUACCUAUAAACUAUUUAUUGAAUAAUUUUUUUGAAAAUGUUUAUUCAAACGAGAAAUUUCUUCGUUGUAUUAUAAUAUUAAAUUCAUACAAAAGAUAAUAAUAGUCCUUAAAACUUGUCACACAAAAAUAUAAAAUAAAUUUAAUAUUGGAUCUACAUAGUAAUUAUUAUUCAUGGAUAAUUUUCACAAAUUAUUAUUUACGCUGAAGGAUGAAAUUAAUAUCUAAAACUUACAAACAAAUCAUCAUAGCUAACGUCAUAUCUACCAAAACAUAAUAUCCUAAGUACACAAAGUUACAUAAUUCAAAAAUUACUCAUUAAAAUUUUGAUUUUGAUACGUCACACUUUCAGUAAAAUUAUGCACUAAAUAAUUUACAGUAGAAAAUGAAAGUUUUCAUUUGAGAAACAGAAGUUUGUAUCUCCACAAAAUACGUCUUAAGUUGUAAACAAAAUCUCAAGAAUUUAAAAAUAUAGUCUGUAAACAUUCGUAUGUUUAAAAAUUCCAAAAAUCAUUAUUUUAAUGACUAAAUUAUUGCAUAAUAAUAGAUCAUGAUUCAUGAGUAUGGUUAAUGAAUCACUCUCUACCUAUGUAGAACCGUUUGGAUAAUAAAAUAUAUUAUUCAACCAGAUAUCAGCUACAUAUUUAUUACAAGGUAUACUACGUAGAUUCACAUUUUAAAUGUAUCAAUAUUCAUGAAACGCGCCCUAUAUAAAAUAAACCAACCUUAACUUCUCGACGAUCUUAUGACUCUCGCACAAACUCGCAUAUAAGUAUCUAUUUCUUUUCCCACACCCGGUUCUAAAGAAACACCCGCACGAUCUAUCCUUCCGGUGUUUUUCAGCGUCAUGUUAGGUUUCUACAACGUUAGCGACGCCAAUGUCAAUUUUUAACUCAAAUCUUAUAGAUCGCUUUUGGGUUCACGUACCCCGUGUAACACUAUACGACUGUAGCAGCUCAUGUCGUAUAGCUGCGCGCUGGCACAAAAGUGAUGUUGAUGAUGAUGAUGAUGAUGAUAUCUAACUCGAACGGAUAUAAAAGUGAAAAUACACGGUUGCAAAAAAUAAGUCCCUAAAAUUCUUCAUAGCACUAAAUCUAUUAUUACGCAGUUCCGCAAAAAUGCGACCAAUUUCCAAUAUGUACUUAAGGUUUCGACGAACUCCGUUUAUAAUCAUCAUUAUUUGUUACUAUGUUUCCUUGUUAUACGCAUGUUUUGAAUUUUUCUCCAUACUGAAUACGAGAAAAUUAUAUUAAAAUAAUUGUGAACGCAAUUUAGCCGUGAAUGAUAAUUUCAAAAGCUAAAUGUAUCACUUCGCCUGUAAGCAUAGUCGCACAAUAAGAUAUGUAAUAAUAAAUAAAAGGUUUAUUAAUAUAUAGGAUGUAUUUUAUAAAGUAUUAAGAAUUCUCCGCUGAAAUUACAUUUAAAUAUCUCAUAUCUUCCAGAUACAUCCUAUAUGUGUAAUAAGAUAUAUAUAUACACGAAUACAGUACGACAGUGAUAUGAAUAUUUUAUUUUGUUUUAAACUACCUCUUUCAUUUUUCUCAGUUGCGAGGACUACUACUGCCGUAUUAACGAAUCGUACUUAUUUAUUGAAUUCUGCGCUACGGAAAAUAAGAGAGCUUCAUAAAAAUAAUGUCACAUCUUACUCAACCCCGCGCAGAUACAAACGCAUCUCUAUAAUCCUCGCCGUUCGGCGACUUUCACUCUGUCCUCUAGGGACCUCAGAAACGGACGUCAUUUCUUCUACCCCCGAGGCUAUUAGAAAAUAUGGAAUUCCCGCGGUCAUAAAUUCACAUAUCCUGCAAAUUGAAAAUACUACCGUGUCAUAGUCGUCGUGUAUGUAUAUAUACCUAUAUGAAGUAUAUAUAACUACUUUAUGUGUUCUCAAUAAGUUGAGUCGAACGAAAUUCGGCCUAAAAUUGUCACAAAAAUACUGUAAACAUGCGUAUAAGUGAGUCAAAAGCUUUACGACGAAGACGCCGUUUUAUAUCCAUUUUUACGCGUUACUCGUUUUUUCUGUAUAUACAAACGCUUUUUCGAUUACUCUGCAUAUAAAAAUAAUAAACCCGUAGUUAUAAAAAAAAAAAUGUUUAUCAAAGUAAGUAGGCUAAGGGAAAGAUAAUUGAGAAAACUAAUAAUUUUAUUCCCCGUUUACUCAUUAUUAUUAUUACGCCUGUAAAUCGUACAUCUUAUAUUAUAGUAUUAUACAAUUUAAAACACUAACUUCAACAACUGAUUUCCGACUACUACGUGACAUAUCACAUACACUAAGACUAAGUUAUAUAAUAUUGUAUUUUAUUAUCUAUUGAAAUAAUAUUUCUCUUGUGAAUACGCACAAACUCGAUAUUAACACAGACUUAACGAGUAAGUAGAUGGUUGGAAAAAGUAUGAAAAUUGCUGGAAAAAACACUGUCUCACUCCGGAUGAAAAACUAUAUAAUAUAUAGUAUCGAAUGGGUAAAUAUUAUAUAGUGAAUGAUAUGAUGAUGAAAAAAAGUUUCAGUCAACACGAAUAAUAUUAUUACGAAGCGAUUACUAUUUUACCAUUACGAUGGGGCGACGGCGUCUGUAAAGUACAAUGCCAUACACACUCAGAAAAUAUUAUCAUUAUCUAUAGGUGGUAUCCAUUAUAUACGCGAUUUUCCGAAAACUCCUUCCAAUUUCCACGCCAAUAUUUAGCUCGAAGUCCAAUAGCGCGGUCGUUAAAAACAAACUUUAAUCUAAAGAAAUGAAUCCAUUAAAAACGCACUUUUCAAAUAUUGUCUUAUUUCAACUAUUUCCCAUCAAUUGCAGCAGCCCUAGCACUCCGUUAAACCAAAGCAGUAUAAGCAUCCGAUAUUCUUUACACAGACAAAUAUAUUUAUAUAUAAAUAUAUAUAUGUCGUCUUUAACGCGACGUUCAUGAUUCCGAGGUCACUUGAAAUUACCACCGAAAAAAAAUACGACCAAAAACUCAUUCGGCCGCGUUAUAUUACAUUCUUCGUUUACGCGUAUUUAUUUCAACGGGCUAAUGGACAAAACAUAUAUAUUUGAUCUGUAUGACAUCGUUGGAGGGUUUUAUAUUUAAUAUUUUUUUUCUGCUUAUAUAGGUACAAUAUACUACGUCAUUAUUUUAUCAAAAAAAAAAAAAAAAAAUCACUCGCAAACAUAAUGAUAUAGGUACCUAACUGUUGUUCGAUAAUUUCAAAAACUUUAAAUAAAUACAUUCGAUAACAGUGUACCUAUUUAAAGUGUAAUAUUAUAAUAAUUAAUUACCUCAGUUUUAGGAAGAAAAUUAAUAAUAGCAUAUUUUGUGCGCGUUUCGGAAUUUAAUUGUAAUCUAACUGCGAAUGUUACACGUUAUAAUAUUCUCAUAGAUUUUUACAAUGCGAAAAUAAUAUAUUUCUGGUUAUUUUUUUAAAUAAUUGGCGCGCAUAAUAAAUCAUUAAACGAAAAUAUAAAUUCAAACAAACCUCAAUAUACGAGUGCAGUGAGAUCGAUCGGUUGCCCAUCCGUCAUGUAUACAGUGUGAAAUAAUAAUCGACAGAACUUAUCUUUUUCUGUUUUGCUACCGUCGUGCACCGACCAAAUGUUACCACUUGCCGGACCGCGUUUUCUUAACAGUGGGCGAGCGUCUUACCGCGUACAAAUGCGUUUGUCGUGACAGCAGUCUCACCGACGGUAAAUCCUUUAGGCUCGGAAAAAAAAACCUUUCUGGUACAGUCUCGCGAGACUUAUUCUUCCCUUUCGAAAUGUUCAUAAUGCGCGCGUGCAAAACGGGAUCCCGUACAACCGAUAAGAUCUAGGGGGCUUAUAAUAACUCUUGAGGGACAUCCCCGACAAUUUGACAUGUCUAACUGCCAUUGUCGCGCAAUAUUUCGAAAAACCGGAAAAACCAAUAAAUACUCCUGGCAGAAUAUUCUAAACGGCGAAUGACCUUGUUAUUGUACAUGUAAAAAAUCUCGUCGGAUCUGGACGACGAUGACACCGAAUUAAUCAACGUUACGAGCAGAUUAUAAUCGAACAAACGAAAAAAAAAAGCAAAUAAUCAAUUUCACUGACUAGGUACCAAUAUCCGCGUGUGUUACUUCACCGUCCGAGUUCCGUGCCCUUUGUGCGCGCUAUUAGUCUUCGUUUUGUCUUUCGAAGUCGCAAUUCACCACUGCUAAGACUUCACGCAGUGUAUAUGGGGCAUUGGGGCAGUACCUAUAUAGUGCAAAUCCGACAAAAAAAAAAUUAAAUACAAUUCCAAAACUGUCCGACACGUGUCCGCAGAGAAAACUUUUCGUGACACGAAACGUCGAUAAUUCACAAAAGCGUAAAAGCGACUUUUUCACUCACGAGAUUUUUAUUAAUGUUUUCUCGGUAUACGGUUCGAUAAAGUUACAUAUAUAUUAUAAAUUUAUAUAUAAAGCUUACUUUAUUUUUAUUAUUUUUAUUAUUUGUCUUUUUUUUGAAAUUUUUCUGUACUUUUAGAUGUUAUUCUACUCUUCCUAUCUUCUUUCAGACUAUACGUCCGUAUACAUAAAAAUAUAUUUCUUCUUGUCUCGCACAGUCGUCACUGCAACCAUCAUGUGGUCGAAACUAUCGGUGGACUUAGUAAGAGCCAUCCGACGCUGCGGUUGCCGAGGAGUCUGUUGACUUUCCGAUUUUUCGUUGACCAAUCUAUUGAGUCACUUAUACAACGUUCUUUUAAAGACAGCAAACAGAAAUUGAUUUUUGAUAAAAAUAAAAAUAGAGCACUUGAAACCCAAUAUAAUAAACAACCAAUCGGUCAAUUUUCCAAUCAUAGAAAAUGAAAAUAAUAUAAACGACAAUCAAAAAAUUAACUGACUACGUUGUUAGUGAUAUAUAGUACGGAGACACGUUUCUAUUUUAAGUUCUCGGAAAAAGUUAGAUGCGUGCAAUUUUAACAUAUUUCUAAUGACCUUAUUCCUUUUAUCCUUAGUUAUAAUAUCCCUGUUAGUGAAAUAUGGUAUUCCUUAUUUUGUUUUUAAAUUACAAUCGCAUUAUCAAUUUCAUAAGCCACAUUUUUAUAAAAAAUAUAAUAUCAAAUAAUAAACGAUUAUAUUUUUGAAAUAAUUAGUAGGUUUUCAAAGUUUCAAUAAGCGGAGUAACACAAACUUUAAAUGUUUAUUAGUUAAAAUUUUAUAAAUAAUAAAAAAAUUCUAUAAAAGUUUUUAAGUGCAAAACGAUUUUUAAAUAAUAUUCUGCUUUAAAUUUGUCCAGACAAACUAAAUGAUAAAAAUUAUGAGUUCAAUGUAGUGUUAAGAAUGUAGUAUAGGUACAAUAGGUACAUAAAUUUCAUUUUAUGUAUUUCAUAAAUGCUGAAAAAUUUUAAAACCACCACACUCUUUCAACAUAUACAGUAUUAUAUACCAUUCGAAAUGUUUCCCAGAACAACACAGCAAUUCUACAAAAUGCAUGGUUUAAUAGAUCGAAGACCUACUUACUUACAUGUGUAAAUUAUGUAUAUAAACGUCGAAUACGCUCCAAAUGUAUAUCUGUCUGCAAUUUACCUACUUACAAUUUAUAAACAAAGACUAAAAAGAAUAACACUCAAAACGAUACUCCGUAUUGUCUUUAAAUGUCUUAUUCAAUUAUUGACUCUUUAUAUUUAUAAACUCGUUAUGUGAGAGAAAUGUAAGGCUUUAAUCAAAAAAAAUGUAUAUUGUUUACCAUUAUAAGACAUAUUUUAAACAUUAUUUAAUUUAAGCGUUUAAACGUUAUAAACAUCCUUUUACAUUUAUUUUAUUUGGAUUACCUACAUAUUAUUUAAGUCGCAGUUUUAUAAAAAUAACUAUGUUCCAAAUGUAUUUUACUGAUAGUUAUAAAUAUAUUCCCUUGACACUUUCUUUUAUGUUUCAAUCGUUAAUUGUUUUCUGUUACGUUAUUCGAUAUUGAUUUUAAUCGUUAUUCCCAUUUCUAUUUCGUUAUUCGAUAUUAAUUUUAAUCGUUUAUCGUUUCUGUUUCGUUAUCCGUUUUUAAUCGUUCAUAGUUUACCGAUAUGUUAUCUAUUAUCAAUUCCGAUCAUUUCUUAAAUAGUUUAAUAUACCUAUCUUUUAUUUUAUAGGCUAAUAGCGCUAUAUGAAAUAGAUAUCGUCACCUGUGUUAAUAUUGUUAUUUUCGUGGUUAUGGAAAAAUCACGAAUAUUUUAAAAAAUGAGAACUUAUUCGUAAUUGAUCUGUUCAAAUAUUUCCCUACUUUUUUCAAUUUUUAAAUCCUCUGUUCACUGUCGUACCGUUUGAUCAGAAAAAUUUAGAAAUCGUAUAAUAUAUAUUACGUUAUAUUGUAUACUAUCCACGAGCGAAGCAUAUAAUAAGAAAACGAUAUUUAAAAAAAUACGAUUUUUACAACCAAGCAAAAUUGUAACCCCAAAGUAUUUUGUGGAGAGGUGUGAUUCGACGACACCGUCCCAAGGGAAACGUGUUACCAUGAUCGAAAUUCGAGAUACUAUAUAAAUAUAUAAUAUAAUAUAUUAUUGUUACGAAUUAACAAUCGAUAAGCACAGGUACAUUAGCAUAAAAUUAUAUUAUCAGUUAUUAGUAUUGUUAUUAUUACUAUGUUUUAUAAUUUAUGCACCGCAAAUAAAAUUCGAUAUCAGCUUUCGAAAUGAAGUUUGAAAUUAAUGUUUUUUUUUUAAUUUGUCAAAAUCGUUAAUGUCGUUACACCGCAACCUUUUGAGCUGGAUUCAUUACCAUUUUAAACUUUAUACCAACAAAUGGGGACUUUCAAUUUUCAAACCACGUAUAAUGACGAUCAAUUUUUUACAUUCAACACCAAAAUUAUUUUUAAAACCAAUCGGUAAAAUGUUUUUUGUAGGUGGUGGGAAAACAAAUCAUAUUAAAUCCUUGUAGUCACAUCUCACGUUUAUCCUCAAGUUGUAUCGAAGUAUGUAGCAAAAAAAAAAAAAAAUAAGACAAAAAAGAGGAAUGAAAUCUCCAAGCGACACUCUAGGAUACAGUAAACCUAUACGAAUAGCCAUUGAGUAGAAGUAAAAUAUACAUUGAAUAAUAAAAAAUAUAGUAACUAUGCGAUAACAAAUUACUUUUAAUUGUAUAGUUUUUAUUUUUGGACUACAGUUGUGCUUCCUGACCUAAUACCGCAAACGAAUAUAUAUCUUUUUUUUUAAUAAAAAAAAUCUAAAAUCGUACAAAUACAAUAAAUCAGUAACAUGCCACGAAAUGUGGCUGCGUAUGAACUGAGUCCCAAUUAAACCUUUUAGAACGAAUUGAGUUAUUUUAAGGUACAUACUAUUGAGUCCCGUGAAAUUUAAAAUAAAUUACUAAUUGAGUCCAUGUUUAAAUGCUAGUUAACAAUUUUAUAGGUAUGGUUAAAAUAUGUUCUAUGUCAAUAAUUUUGAAAGAUUAAAAUUUAUAAAAAAAAAAAUAAUGUUUGUAAUGUAUUAUUAUUUAUUACCUAUGUAUAAUUCACGGUACAAAUAAAAUCAAAAAUGUCCUCUCUAUAUAUUUUAUUAUAUUACAUUAUUAUAAUUUUUAUUUGAAAAAAAUCAUACAAAUUAUAUUAGCGGUAUCAAGUAUACUUAUAGUAUCAUUAUAGUAUCAUACUUAUAGUAUACUAUAGUAUCAUUCGUUUACUGAUUAAAUUAUGCUUUACCUAAAAUAAUACUAGGACUCAAUAAGUAUAGUUUUUAUUUAUAGCAAGGACUCAAUUAAUAUAUUAUUUUUAUCCCUCGAGGAUAGAGACUCAACUAUUAUAUAGGUACAUCUACAAAACUAUCGUAAAACGAUUGUACUGUAUAAAUAUAAUAUAUUGUAUUAUUAUUUUUAUCUUACAAUAUACUAAUUAUUACCUAUCUAUAUUAAAUGUUGUACAUACAAAAAUGUUUAAUGUUUAAAAUAUUACUAAUAAUUGUACGUUAAAAAAACAUAUUUAAUUUGUAAGAAUUAUCAUUAUGACUUACCAAUAGUUUCCCAUACGAUCAUGACCCUUUUUAUACCACCGUAAAAUAUAAUAUAAAAUUAUAUUUACUACCUAUAUUACUGUUGUUAUUUUAACGGCGUUUACAGGAAUUUGUUUUUUCUUCAAUUCAACAUUUCCAAUGUACUGUGCAUACUGUAAUAAUUAUAUUACAUAUUUGUUACAUUAGUUAAAUGAAUAAAUCAUUAUUUCUCUUGUUUUAAUAAUCAGCGAAAUUUUAAAA